AUGAGCUCUUCCUCAAGCACAGCCAUUUCCACUGGAACCAGCAGGACAAAAAUACUCUUUCUGGGUAUGAGAAGGAGUGGAAAGACCUCCAUACUCCAAGUCCUCUUCGAUGAUCUUCCAGUAAAACAGACUUUUUACCUCGAGCCCACCAUGCGUGUCGCAAAGCAUUUCAUCGACACCGUCAUCCCGUUGGAGAUAUGGGACUGUCCAGGAAACGUCACCGUCGACACACUCGGCGCAUCUCUCGCCGAUUUCUCAACUAUAGUCUUUGUAAUAGAUAUUCGAGAUCUCUACCAACAUCCCGUCUCAAAGCUUGUAGAGUUUAUUGUCGCCGCAUGUCAAAUCAACCCAGACAUAAAUUUAGAAGUGUUUGUCCACAAAGCGGAAAGACUUCAGGAGGACGACAAGAUCGAAAACUUCCGCCAGAUACACGAACGCGUCAUGGACCGCCUCGUAGACGAAUCUCCCGAAUUUGAGCAAUUCCCUCUCAAUUUCCAUCUCACCUCCAUAUACGACCAUUCUCUUCGAGAGGCGUUCUCUCGCGUGCUCCAUAAACUGAUUGAUUCCCUACCAUAUCUCGAAGAACUAUUAAAUGUCUUUUGCUCUAACACAGCGUCCCCAAAAGCUUUCCUAUUCGACACAUCCAGUAAAAUCCACGUUGCAACAGAUACCUCACCCGUUGACCAAGCCACGCACAAUCUCUGCUGUGACUACCUAUCCAUGCUCAAUUCUUUCGGACCUCUCUACAAGUCCAACGCCAACGAUUCACGGACGAGUCGGUUUUCCCCAACACCAGCACCAACGCCCCCACCUACAGCCACGACAUCAACUCCCGCCUCCAGCACCAGUCCUGUCGGAACGCCGCCACUCUCGUCAUCGACAUCCCCCGUUCCACCCUCAAAGCCCCACUUCUACCCCUCAGCAGCGACGUCGCUCUCACCUUCACGCCCAGGAACUACGCUCACGUACCACCUCGUCACGCCGCACCUCGCAUUGCUGGCACUCCUUCCGACGACAGUGUAUGAUAUGCGCAGGGGUUUGGUGGAGUGGAAUGUCGUGUGGUUUAGGGAGGGCGUUAGGGAAAUAUGGGUAUCUGGGCUGCGUGGGGGUUUGGAGGAUACUGGAUAA
Suillus plorans is the source of this 1128-nucleotide messenger RNA. Its product is annotated as Gtr1/RagA G protein conserved region-domain-containing protein. The coding region runs from base 1 to 1128 and encodes 375 amino acids. The record is from RefSeq and is a predicted model, not a curated record. Lineage: Eukaryota; Fungi; Basidiomycota; Agaricomycetes; Boletales; Suillaceae. The transcript is spliced from 7 exons. Gene Ontology annotation, cellular component: Gtr1-Gtr2 GTPase complex; fungal-type vacuole membrane; nucleus. Gene Ontology annotation, biological process: positive regulation of TOR signaling; cellular response to starvation; regulation of autophagy. Gene Ontology annotation, molecular function: GTP binding; GTPase activity.